UUUUUACUUGUUUCAUACUUUAUUUAUAUACUUCUCAUCUAGUUCAUCAGCCUUUUACAGCUUUAUCAUCUAUUCAAGGAAAAUGACUCAUCGCAUGAAAAAUAACAUGAUACAAACAACCACCAACACAACAGUGACAGGCCAAUUACUUCAUGAUACCGAAGAUAUUGAAGUAUAUGAAUUCUCAUCUUUGCGAGAUGAACUUGCUGACGACAACGAUUUUCAAGACGAUGAAUCUGAUUUCCCUGUUACUUUCGAACACACUGGAAAAGCUCUUGAUAUUGCCUUUUCUACCAGCGCGGAGAAGGUAUCUUCAAGUACUUUUGAAGAAGAAGCCUUUGCAGUGAGAAAACCAACACAGUUACAAUCCAAAUUAGGUACUGGUACCAAGCAACAGCAAUCGAAUAUUCUGAAGAAAAAUCCAUUUGCUACUCAAUAUUUGGAUCCGAAAACAUCAAAGUCAACUAUUGCCAGUCAUUCGAAGAAUAAAGAACAUGCACCAUCAAGCGGUCGCCAAGUCUCUUCAGGUAUUUCGUUUGUAUCUGCCUUAUCUGGAAAAAUACCUGAAACUCAAGACAAGAAUGAUGAUAAUACGUCCAAUAAAGAUAUCCAAGACAACACUAUCAUUGGCACUACUAGCACUAUUCCUUCUACCACCAGUACAAAAAUCAAUGAAAUCAAUUCGACAAAUCAACCUCAUACAACUACUACAUUACAAGAACUUGAAGCAAACAUUCGACAACGCUCAGAUAUUACUACUGGACAGUCUCAUCCUGUUGUUUACAAUUUAUCUGAUAUUGAAGGUAGAAAGGAUCAAAUGCAAUCUUCCAAUCGGAAUCUACUUCAUCAACUUCUUCCAGGACUCUCUCAACAACCACAGUCUACUCCACCUCCACCAGUGAAUCAGAAACCUUUUGAUAUUGAAUCCUUUUUCCAAAAUCAUCAAGCAAAUGUCCCACCUCAUCAACGUAACCCUAUAGUUCAAAAACCUAACCAGACAGUGGAGCAAGAAAUUGAGCAAAAAGAAGAGGAUGAUGCCAAAAAUGGUUACAAUGGCCUAAUGAAUGCAAAGGAUUUAAGAUUCAUCGAUCAAAUCCAACAAUCCCAACUACUAGCAGCUAAUCAGCAGCCUUCUAGUGACUUUUACUAUCAAAUGUAUAUGACACCCAAUGGAAAUCAACCUCACAUGCCACCAGUCGUCAAUGGACAUUAUCCUAUCAUGAUGAUGAAUAACAAUAAUGACCCAGAACAACAAACUCAAUCACCUACCGAGAUACGCGCGAAUUUAGACAAGAUCCUGGAGGAUGUUAAGUAUGAUCGAGAACAUAUGGAUGGCGAUUCUACUACUACUACCACUAGUACCACUGCUACUGCCGAUCAAGAUAAGGAACAAUCGAACAACGCAACAGAUGAGCAUGAAUCAAUUCAAGAAAAGAAGACGUACUUAAAAAAGGAUCAUCACCAUUUACUAAAAACAAUUGAAUCGAUUUAUUUUCUGGUAUUACAAGUGGAACAGUCCUAUCGAGAAAGAGAUGGAAAUGCAACUGGAGUACCGGGUAACACGCAAAAUGCCACAUCAUCACCAUCAUCAUCAACACGACAAGAUACUAUUCAAAAAAUAUGGGAUACACUGACAACAAAACAAAAGAUUCCUACUAUUAUUUCAAUUCUAUCUGUGAACAAGGGUAUGUCCUUGAUAGGCCGUAUAUUACCUCAUCUGAAUGAUCAUCAGCGACAUAUCUUGAUGACCACCAUUGCCUAUCAUUUUGUUGAUAUUAUUCCACCAUUAAAUUCCACUAAUCCUCGUAUCUCCCAAUAUCAGCAGCAACAACGACAGAACAUCGAUUACAUACAUCCAUCUGUGACAGCUUGUUUGGAAAAUUCCUUAUAUUGGUGUUCUCUGUCUUAUAUUAGUCAAAUUCUAUCAGUAGCAUCUAAUCAUCCCGAUUUUCAAUCACUUAUUGGUACAAAGACUGGUCAGCGCUUUUUAGGUUCAUUACUAUUCCAUGCAAAAGGAAAGCAACAACAACAACAACAGCAAAGUCCACCUCUCUCGGAAAAAGAUAUUGAACAAUGGCAAAAAGUAUAUCAAGAUUACUUUACAAAGACAAUCAAGGCAUCUGCUAUUUUGAAGGAAACGAUUCGAUUAGAAAAUAUGGAAGGUUGGUUACUUUUAAAUGCUAUGAUUGGGUGCUGUGAUCAACAACAAAAGGAAAAGAUGAUAUUUGAAUUUAGAGAAAUUGUGUCAACAACUGUCAAGACAAUCUCUGAUCUUACUAGUAAUUUUGUGCCUGUACCCUAUCACAUUCAAGCCGUUUUCCCCAUUGUCAAUGAUUUAUGGACUGCUAUGGAAGAUGCUACCGAUUUAUAAAAAGAAGAAUAGUAUAGAAAGCAUAUUCUUUUAGUUAGAUGACCUUUUUUUUUUUAUGUAAAUUAUAUUCCCUCUUAUUUAUUAUACACUUUAGUCAAUUGACUAUCACUUGGUAAUAAACAAAUGUUCUGAUUGACCGGAGACCCAAAAAGGGAAUAAUGCAUUGAUCCAAGGUCAAGCCACUGAGUCAUUGAAACACCGGAUUUUCU
Messenger RNA from Halteromyces radiatus, 2580 nucleotides. Its product is annotated as topoisomerase II-associated protein PAT1-domain-containing protein. The transcript has 11 exons. Gene Ontology annotation, molecular function: RNA binding. NCBI's taxonomy places the organism in Eukaryota, Fungi, Mucoromycota, Mucoromycetes, Mucorales, Cunninghamellaceae. The record is from RefSeq and is a predicted model, not a curated record. Gene Ontology annotation, cellular component: P-body. The coding region runs from base 83 to 2371 and encodes 762 amino acids. Gene Ontology annotation, biological process: deadenylation-dependent decapping of nuclear-transcribed mRNA; P-body assembly.